AAACCAAGCCGAGAAGGAGCUGGUGUCGUUUUGGAUGCCGGAAUAGACAAGAUAAGCAUUACAUGGAAGCUAAGCUCGACGGGGUCUAAAAAGGAGGCUGAAUUUAAAACCAUUAAAGUAAAGCUAUGCUACGCUCCACCUAGCCAAGUUGACCGACCAUGGCGCAAGACCCAUGACGAGCUCUUCAAAGACAAGACCUGCCCACACAAGAUCGUGGCCAGGCCUUAUGACAAAACCACUCAAUCUAUUGACUGGAUCCUUGAGCGUGACAUCCCCACCGGAACCUACUUCGUUCGUGCCUACGCGGUUGAUGAACACGACCAUGAAGUUGCCUUUGGACAAAGCACGAACGAAGCCAAGACGACCAGCCUCUUCAGCGUUCAGGCUAUCAGUGGUCGCCACAAGUCCCUAGAUAUUGCUUCCGUCUGCUUCAGUGUCUUCUCCGUUUUGGCUUUGCUCGUCUUCUUUGUCAACGAGAAGAGGAAGGCCAAGAUAGAGCAAAGCAAAUGAGUCUGUUUACUUUGCGUGUUUGUGACGUUGAACCCCUAAAAAAAAGCGUUGACUUUGAACUUUCUUGUUUACCAAUUGCUUUUGUCUUGUUGCUUACUUCUUCCCUAUGUAUUUUUUUUUUUCAUGUGUUUGUACCAUUACGCCAUUCAUACGGAGCAAAACUAAUCCUACGGUGGUGAUGCGUUGUGUGAUUUCUGUAUUCUUAUAUACUUUUUGAUAUAUAUUCUUACACACUUUGUUUCACAAAGUUUCGAAUU
This is a messenger RNA of Camelina sativa (false flax), 767 nucleotides long. RefSeq names its product high-affinity nitrate transporter 3.1. The record is from RefSeq and is a predicted model, not a curated record. Gene Ontology annotation, biological process: nitrate transmembrane transport; response to nitrate. Gene Ontology annotation, molecular function: nitrate transmembrane transporter activity. Gene Ontology annotation, cellular component: plasma membrane. Lineage: Eukaryota; Viridiplantae; Streptophyta; Magnoliopsida; Brassicales; Brassicaceae.